Molecule: messenger RNA, 1593 nt
Organism: Pipistrellus nathusii (Nathusius's pipistrelle)
Lineage: Eukaryota; Metazoa; Chordata; Mammalia; Chiroptera; Vespertilionidae
Source: the annotation of a GenBank genome assembly
AUGUCAUCAGAUGAGGAGAAAUACGCAUUUCCAGUUAUGCAGAAUGAGUGCAACCAAACCAGUUCAGGCUCUUCAGAUCUUCAGGAAGAGUAUGAAGAAUUGCUUCGUUAUACUAUAGUGACUCCAAAUCCUGAACCAGUAAGAAGAGAAAGAGAAACAAGGACGGAAGUUAGAAAAGGACGUGAUUUAAAUAUUUCAAGUCAUUCAAAGACAGAAGGUUUAUCACCAGGAUCAUCACCAAGGAAGCCUUUUCACCCGGUCAUGGAUUUUUUCAGUUCAAAUAUUUUAGGUGACUCUUCCACACCAGGGUCUAAUUCUAGUCCUGCAGGUGUCCAUGAAAUAAUUGCGGGCAAUCCUGUUGUUUCUGAAGAAAACCUUCAAAAGGUGGAAAGUGUACUGGAUCUUUGGAGUUCAGGUCUUAAGUCAAACGUCAUAUCUGAACUAACUAAAUGGAGACUAAAUUUUAUUGACUGGCACCGUAUGGAAAUGAAAAAAGAGAAAGAAAAACAUGCAGCACAUUUAAAACAACUAUGCAACCAGAUCAACAGCCUGAAGGAGCUGCAAAAAGCCUAUGAAAUCUCCAUUGGGAGAAAAGAUGAGGUGAUUUCCAGCUUGUCUCAUGCUAUAGGCAAGCAAAAGGAAAGGAUAGAGUUGAUGAGAACAUUCUUCCACUGGCGAAUUGGACAUGUCAAAUCCAGACAGGAUGCUUAUGAAGGGAAGCUCGCUGACCAGUACUUCCAGAGAACUUUACUGAAGAAAGUGUGGAUAGGCUGGCAUUCCACGGUGCAAAAGAAGUGGAAGGACGUGGUGGAGCGAGCUUGUCAAGCAAGAGCCGAGGAAGUUUGUGUCCAAAUUUCCAAUGAUUAUGAAAAUAAAGUUGCUGUGUUAUCUGGAGCUUUGGAAAAUGCAAAAGCUGAGAUCCAAAGAAUGCAACAUGAAAAAGAGCACUUUGAAGAUUCCAUGAAGAAAGCUUUCAUGAGGGGUGUGUGUGCAUUAAAUCUUGAAGCCAUGACAAUGUUUCAAAACAGAAAUGAUGCAGACUCCACAAAUAGUAAGAAGGAAGAGGAUGGUCCUGCUCAUCUGGAUCCUUCGACUCUGAUACUCUCAGCAGCUGCCCCAGCUCCGUCCUCAGCAACAGCAGCCAUGGGAAUGGCCAGCACUGCUGCCUUUCCCUCUGCCACGACCAUCACCUCUGCGGGGACUGCUUCUGCCUCCUCUGUUUCUGCUCCUCUCGGUGCGGGGUCCACAGCUCCCACUGCGUCAGAGGAAAUGUAUGUACCCAGAGUUGUGACAUCUGCACAACAGAAAGCUGGAAGAACAAUUACCGCCCGGAUCACGGGGAGAUCUGAUUUUGCUUCAAAAAACAGAAUUAGUAGCAGUUUAGCUAUAAUGGGAGUUUCUCCUCCCAUGAGUUCAGUUGUUGUGGAAAAACAUCAUCCAGUCACAGUGCAAACCAUUCCUCAAGCUACUGCAGCAAAAUACCCCCGGACUAUUCAUCCCGAAAGUACUACCUCAGCUUCCAGGUCCCUCGGAACCAGAUCCACUCACACCCAGUCCCUCACGAGCGUUCACUCCAUCAAAGUGGUUGACUAA